Molecule: messenger RNA, 4817 nt
Organism: Pogonomyrmex barbatus (red harvester ant)
Lineage: Eukaryota; Metazoa; Arthropoda; Insecta; Hymenoptera; Formicidae
Gene: fs(1)N
Product: female sterile (1) Nasrat
Source: RefSeq, a predicted model, not a curated record
UAUUUUGUUCAAUUUAAAAGGAAAGCUUUUAGUCAAGUUGAAGAAAUUUAAAUUAGAGGUCAACAUGGGCUCGAUGAAAAUCAUAAUAUUAUCAGUCAUAUAUAACGUGCAAAUAUUUUCGAGACAUUGGUUGAUGAGAACUUCACAGUUAAGUCUCAGUCUGCGUCCAGAAUGUUAGCGAAUAAAGAUCUUGUUAUAUGUUUUCUCUUUCUGUGGUGUUUCAUAAUUAAUGCAAAAUGUCAAGAUCUAGAAGAAAUGUCUAAAACAUUAGAUGAAAUACUUAUCAAUACUAGAUCAUUUCGAAGACCACGAAAUUAUGAAGAUAAACCAUUAAUUUGGCAAGAAUAUGAAUUCAAUACUGCAGCUGGAAAUAGAGAAGAUCUUAUUGUAACAAAUAUUUCAUUGCAUACAUUUGUUAAUAUAAAUGAAAACAUCAACAUAUCAAGAAACAAUUGGCAAUUUUUGCAAACAGACACAAAUUAUUUAAUUUGUGCCAAAAAUUCAACGUUGCUUUUCUACAAGAUUAAUUUAGAUGAUUUAUCCAUUGAACGUAUUAUAAGUAUAUUGACAGACGGACACAUAUUACAAUUUAAAGUUCUCCAUUUCAAUAACGAGGCAAUAUCUAAUAAAAAUCACGCAAACAAUUUAUUGGCAGUUUUACUUAUUAAAUCUCAGCAUGGCUAUUUCCUGUAUUGGUAUAAAAUUUUCGGAAAUACAUAUGUAUUAUAUUCAAUGUGGCCCAUACGGAAGCAAAUUCAAAAUAUGGAAUUCGUGCAAGAAGGAAAUCAACAUGAAUUAUUGCUACUAGACAAUGAUACAUAUUUCGAAGGACAAUCGCUUAUUGAUGUUUACAGUUUUAAUGUUGAUUAUAACAAUCAUCGCAUUGAUAUAUGGUUUUGUCGACGGUUAUUUGUUCCAAAAAUAUUUAAUAUUCAAGUUUGUCCGAUUUACGGGCGCACUGUGCUAGCUUUUCAAGGGAUUGACAGUGUUAUAUUAUACAAAUCAAAAAGUGAAGAUAAAUUGUGCCAAUAUGAAAAAUUAGAAGUUAUUAAAUCCAACAAACUUGCAAAUGUUGUCUGCUUUGAGAGUGGUUAUAUUGAAUAUUUAGCAAUUGGCGGAGAAAAGUUGCGUUUGCUUCAUUUCUUUGAAAACGAAUUUCAAGAUAUUGCUGAAAUAAAUUCACAUUUCAAUGAAACAAUUGAAAUUUUGUGGAUAGGCACUAUACCACUAAACACAUAUCGAGACGAGUCAUUGUUACUAGUUCAAUUACAAAAUUUAACAGUAAUUGCGUUUGCUUGGCAUGGAUUAAAGUAUAAAGCUAUACCUUUACCUAAUCAGAUUAUAAGCAAGUUUGAUCUGUCAAAAAUUGUCGUUAUUCCAAAAGUUGGAUUCGUACAUAGGAAUGCAUUUGUGCGCAUAGAAGUGAUCUUAAAUGAAUUAGUGCAGCCUAUUCACAAUAAGAUGGAAAGCGUGUUAAAGACACGAGCUUUAUUGGAGGAAGUUUUUCGAAAACAGGAAGCUGUCUUUUAUGAGACUGAAGUACGAUUUAAUGAAAGUUAUUUUAAGAAUCCUACAAUAGCAGGAUUUUGGAAUUUUUCAAAAAUAAAUGUAUUAAAUGCUACAAUCGAAAAACAUGUAAAUUAUGGCGCUGUUAAAGUCGGUCAAAUUGAUUUGGGAAUAAAUGAUAUAUCGACAAACGUGACAUUAAAUUUAAAAAAACUAAAAGAGUUAGAAGCUAAACUCGAGCAGGUUAUAUCGGAUUUGAAAAACAUAACUAAUUCGACAAGCAUUGUCUUGUCAGAUAUCGAAUUUACUGGAGAUUUUCUGGUGAAUGGUACACUAUAUGCCAAGAAUGUAACUGCUGCAUUUAUUAAUAAUGUAUCAACUUCGAUCAUAGUGAACAGUAUUGUAAAUGAUAUCCCUGAUAUUAUCAAUGGUCAGAAAUCUUUUCCUGCUAUCAACACCGAUGACUUAACGGUUUUCUCUUUAAAUGACAUACCGUUGGCAAAAAUUGUUUUUGGUUUUCCAAUCAAAAAUUAUAGUGAUGUAAAUUUUUCAAAAAUAAGGCGAUUAGAAAUUAACGGACAUUUAAGCUUUUCUGAGAUAAAUGAUAUUAAUUGGAAGAAUUUGAUGCAAAAUAUAAUUUGGAGAGAUAAUUCGACAACAAUUUCUGGAAAGACGAUCGUGGAAAAACUUUUCGCCGAAGAAGCUAAUGUCGAAAAUUUAAAUCAUUUGCGAUAUCCAGAGGAUUAUGUUCUAAUGAGUAAUAGAUUAUCUAACAUUACGGGUAUAAAGCAUUUUGCCAAUCUGUCUAUUAGACAUUUAUUAAGUAUCAACGCAAUAAAUAAAAUAAAUAUUGACGAUUAUGUUAUUCUUAACAAACAUGAGUUUAUUAAUGAAGAAAUUACUUUUGAGAAUCUGGAAAUUGUUGGAACUUUUCAGAUCGAUGGAAAUAUAACAGGUAUUAACGUAAGCAGCACAGAGGGCUUACUUAACGAAACUAAUAGCCUUUUAUCAGAUGUUAUUUUUGAAAAUUUGACUAUUAUGGGAAAUAUAAUACUCCAAGAUUCAAUUAAUACUAAAACAUGGUUAGACUUUGAUGAUCUUUUGUUAAAAACUGAGGCAAAUGCAAUAAUUACUGCAAAUAAAAAGUUUUUGAACAACGUCAACGUAAAGUCCAACGCUACAAUUAUUUCCAGACGAAUUAAUAACCAUCUUUUCUCGGAAUUUGUAACAUUAAACACUAAUCAAGAAUUUCCACAUUUGACAAAAAUAUCGCCGAAUGUCAUGUUUGGAAAUAUAACUCUUGAUACCAUGAAAAAGUUGGAGGAUUAUGUAAUUUACGAACAAAAUAUCACUUUUGGUUGUUUAAACAAAGUAUUGUUCUUUAUUAGACCACCUAUCAUUGAUGAUUUGUCUUUUGAUACCAUAAAUCAAAUUAUUUCUCAAACCACUUUUUUUGAUAAAUUAAACGAAUUUUUUCAAGAAGUCUAUUUUGAGAACUUGACGUUCUCUACAUUAUCGGCCGAAGAGAUCUUGCCAAACACAAUCAAUGGAAUUAAUUAUACAGAUUUAGCUAAAUGUGUAUUAACACCCUAUACUCAGCAAAAUUUAACAGGUGCUUUAGUAAUUGACAACUUAAAAACUGACCUCUUAGACAUAACAUUCAUCAAUGGAAUAUCAUUGAAUACAUGGAAUCUAUUAUUGACAAAUGCAAAAUCACUUUAUAAUAACAUGUUUGACGGAAAUGUGUCAAUAAAAUCCCUACGAGUGACAGGUAUGAUAAUGACGUCUUUGAUCAAUGACGACGAUAUCAUUAACAUUUAUAAGGAAUACAACAUGGCAAAUGUUAUCUUCGAUAAAAAUGUGUCAAUUGAAAAUUUAAAAAUAAUUGGCUUUGUAAACGGUUUGAAUCUAUCUAAAUUUAUCGCUGAUGCUGUUCAGAAAACUGAUAAAAAUAUUACAUUUAUAAAUCGCAAAACAUUCAAAAAUAUCACAUGUGAAUUUUUGAAAAUGCAAUUUAUAAAUGGGCAUUUCGUAAAAGACAUUUUGGAUCCAAAUGAAAAACAAAUGCUCAAAGGACCAGUUGUUAUAAAAGGCUCGAUCACCGUUUUAAGAAACUUUAAUACAACUGGCAGAAUUGGAAAUGUUGUAUUCCUAAGUGAUUUCACAAAUAGAUUUAAGGCACUUGAAGCUAAUUCUUAUGCUCUUUGUGGUAAUUUCUAUUUCACUGAGACUUCCUCGAUAAUAAGAUUGAAUGUAAGUGGAUUCAUUCAAGAAUUAAUGUUGAACAAUUUCAUGGAAACAAUAAUUUUUAAAAAUUAUGGAAAUAUUACAAUUUCUGGAUUAAAAUUAUUCAACAAUUCAGUCACGUUCAAUGACGCAUUUAACAUCGAUGGCAGCUUGAAUGAUUUAGAUUUAUAUAGAUUUCACAAAAGUGUUGUUUAUGUUGAUAAACCUUUUUCGAUCGAUACCAAAAUCAUAUUCAAAGAAGAUAUUUAUCUACAAAAAAAUCUCCUAGUAAAAAGAAAAUUACAAUCAAGUACCAUCAUGGGAGUUGAUAUGACAGAUUUACAUGAGAAUGUUAUCAUUCUUAAUAAGCCUAAAUAUUUUUCAGCACGGAUGGCAUUUGACAAUGUGACUUUUCAGACAAGCUUAAAAGUCAUACAAAUCAACGAGUUGCAAACAAACCUAUUGAUUUCAUUAAAUACGCAACAGUUUAUUAUGACUGAUAAACUUAAUUGCACUAAUAUCGUUGUUAGAAACAUUCAGAUAUUAGGACGCGUUAACACUUUCUAUAUAGAGGAUAUUUAUGCAGAUACUUUUAUGAUAUAUGGUAACCAGAAUAUUAUGGGAAACAUAAAGAUACGAGGAAACAUUUAUGCAUUUCAUGAUUUCAAUGCUUAUUUCAUCAAUAGUUUUAAUCCAAAAAGAAUUGUUUCUUUAAUUGAAACCGACAUUUUAACUGGAAAAUUUAUGUUUAAAACUCCAGUUAUUCUUAAUAAAAGUCUUAGAAUUUUGGGUCUUCUAAACAAAAUAAAUCCAAUUAAUUGGCAAGGAAUAGCAAUAAGGACAAUGAGUAAGACAAAGCAAAUUAUAUCUGGAAAGUGGAGAGUAUAUGGAAACGUCCAUUAUGAAAAAAAUAUUGAUGGAAGUGAGCUUUUAAAUGGAAUUAAUAUUACUGAGAUAUCAUUUGUUUUGGCAACAGAACAUCUCGAAAUAGAUCAUGUCAUUGAGGAAACAUAGAAAGAUUUGAAUAACAUAUGUGCAUUGCAUUUAAAUAUGCUCAAAUGCAAUGCUGUAAAUCAGAUAUAUAA